CUUCCGGUUCGGUGGCCUGACACGCGCGCACGGCGGUCGCGAGGGCUCGGGGGUCAUUUUGGUGCGGUGGCCCGGCACCUCAGCCCUCCGGGUUGCCAUGAGGUCGGUUAGUUAUGUGCAGCGCGUGGCGCUAGACUUCAGCGGGAGUCUCUUCCCGCACGCCAUCUGCCUCGGAGACGCGGAUAACGACGCGUUAAAUGAGCUAGUAGUGGGAGACACCAGCGGAAAACUGUCUGUGUAUAAGAAUGACGACGGCCGGCCGUGGCUCACCUGCUCGUGCCAGGGAAUGUUGACUUGCGUUGGGGUCGGAGAUGUCUGUAAUAAAGGGAAGAACCUGGUGGUGGCAGUCAGCGCAGAAGGUUGGCUGCACUUGUUUGACCUAACAUGCACCAAGGCUCUGGAUGCUUCCGGGCACCACGAGACACUGGGAGAGGAGCAGCGACCCGUCUUCAAGCAGCACAUCCCGGCCAACACAAAGGUCCUGCUGAUCAGCGACAUCGAUGGAGAUGGGUGUUACGAGCUGGUGGUAGGAUACACAGACCGUGUGGUGCGGGCUUUCCGCUGGGAAGAGCUGGCUGAGGGGCCUGAACACCUGGCAGGGCAGUUGGUAUCCCUCAAGAAAUGGACGCUGGAGGGUCAGGUGGACAGUCUGUCUGUGACCCCGGGGCCUCUGGGUGUGCCUGAGCUGGUUGUGUCGCAGCCAGGCUGUGCUUACGCAGUUCUGCUGUGCACCUGGGACAAGGACGCCGGCUCCCCUCCUGCCUCAGAGGAGGCCACGGGAGACAGUAGGGAGAGCCCAGCUGCCCGAGAUGUGGUGCUGCACCAGACGUCUGGCCGGAUCCACGACAAGAACGUCUCUACUCACCUAAUCGGCAACAUCAAACAAGGUCAUAACCCUGAAAGUGGUAACGCAGGCCUCUUUGCCCUGUGCACUCUAGAUGGGACGCUGAAGUUGAUGCAAGAAGCAGAUAAGUUGCUGUGGUCUGUGCAGGUGGAUCACCAGCUUUUUGCCCUAGAGAAGCUGGAUGUCACGGGCAAUGGACUCGAGGAGGUGGUCGCGUGUGCCUGGGAUGGGCAGACAUAUAUUAUCGAUCACAACCGCACUGUUGUGCGCUUCCAAGUGGAUGAAAAUAUCCGCGCCUUCUGUGCAGGCCAGUACGCCUGCAGAAACGGCCGCAACAGCCCCUGCUUGGUGUACGUCACUUUCAAUCAGAAGAUCUACGUGUACUGGGAGGUGCAGCUGGAGAGAAUGGAAUCCACUAACCUGCUGAAACUGCUGGAGGCGGAGCCGGAGUACCACAGCCUCCUGCAGGAGCUGGGCGUGGAUCCUGAAGAUCUCCCUGCAGUCUGUACCCUGCUUCACCAGACUCUCUACCACCCCAAUCGACCACUACUGCCGUGUACCCCCUCGAGCUGCCAGGACCCCACCUAGCUUAGGCUUGACCACUUAGCUGGUGAAGGAUCCUUCUGAGCCCCCAACCCUACUCCAGAGUGAUCCAUGAUCUUGGCAGGAUGGGGAGUGUCUAUUACAGAGGAGCAGGUGGCUCUCAGCGUGGGUGGAUGGCGGCCCCGUGAGCCUCUCUGCUUGCUGUCCCCAGUCCCUUCUCAUGCUCCUGCUCUCACUGCAUGAAACAGACUUGUUUGUGAGACAAGGCGAACUUCUUGCCACAGUCCAAAACCUAAAAGGCUUCAGGCCUGAGGCACUGAGGGAGCAUGGAGGUGACGCCCCCACACCCACUGCUGAGUGCUGACUUUCACGGGCGUAGCUCCAGGUGGCUGAUACAAGCAGUUAUUGCAGGAAUGACAGAGUGUUUGUUCUUUUAGUGUAUUUUCCUGUCUCAUCUUCCUGUGUUCUUCCAUUUACUGAAGCAACUAGGUCAGGGCUUUCUCAUUUUGCCAUGAUCAAUCUCUCUGUCUCUCUAUCUCUGUCUCUGUCUGUCUGUCUGUCUCUCUCUCUCUCUGGUUUGGUUUCUUGGUUUUGUUUUGUAUGCCUGUGUGGGUGCAGAGGUGGAACCCGGGGCUUUCGUACUCUAAAGUACCGUGCUGAUUGAGAGCUUCACACACCUGCUUCCCAAACGUCAACUGCCUGUAGGAAAACAGACACUCAUAGUUUCUCUUACACGAUGGUGCACCAAUGCACUUCCAGUUCUCGGGAGAAAGAUCAUGCAUCCAAAGCCAGCCAAGGCUCCAUAGCAAGUUUGAGACCAGCAAGGGUCACAUUUGGAGAUCUUAUCUCAAAUAAACAAAACAAGAAGGCAUUAAAA
Apodemus sylvaticus (European woodmouse) is the source of this 2264-nucleotide messenger RNA. RefSeq names its product integrin alpha FG-GAP repeat containing 2 (gene Itfg2). Lineage: Eukaryota; Metazoa; Chordata; Mammalia; Rodentia; Muridae. The transcript has 12 exons. Gene Ontology annotation, molecular function: protein binding. Gene Ontology annotation, cellular component: KICSTOR complex. Bases 98 to 1432 code for a protein of 444 amino acids. Gene Ontology annotation, biological process: regulation of TOR signaling. The record is from RefSeq and is a predicted model, not a curated record.